Messenger RNA from Magallana angulata, 4163 nucleotides. Its product is annotated as cholecystokinin receptor type A-like. Bases 705 to 1880 code for a protein of 391 amino acids. Gene Ontology annotation, cellular component: membrane. The record is from RefSeq and is a predicted model, not a curated record. Gene Ontology annotation, molecular function: neuropeptide receptor activity. Gene Ontology annotation, biological process: neuropeptide signaling pathway. NCBI's taxonomy places the organism in Eukaryota, Metazoa, Mollusca, Bivalvia, Ostreida, Ostreidae. The transcript has a single exon.
UGCAACUUAAUUUCAGUAUUCAUGUAGACCUUUGCAAAUCCCAUGUAACCUGUGUCCUAAUUAAACCGUUAAUGUUUGAAAAACCAAACUAAGCUCUGUUGUUUUAGAAUUUGAUUUACAUGUAUUCUAAAAAUAUCACAUUUGCACAUUCACAAGGUAAGCGCCUAUUCUACUAUAUAUAUAAUUUACUUAUUCUUAUCACGACACAUUUUUCGUGCUUAAAUGUGUAGCUUACAUAAAAAAGGCGAUUACAUAGAAACGCAAAAGGAAACGAAACAGGACAUGAAACAUCUCAAAAAAAUUGAAUUUUGAAUUUAAACAACUAAUGUGCAUUAGUAUUGAAUUUAGAUAAAAGAUGCUUCUAGCUAUAGACUUAAAAUGUCUUUAAUUUUAAUCCAUAGUCAAUCUAUUCCCAUUACAACAAUUGCUUGUUUAAAAAGUAAAGAAACAUUGAAAGGUCUGUAUCAGAAUAAUUCUCAUAAUUUAGUUUUAUGUUCUAAAUAAGCCUUUAAACAUGUGUUUUAUGCCUAUCUACAUUAUAUUUCCUCUUUAUUUGCAUCAAUCAAAUGAACCUUUUGUCAAUUAUGAAAUUUAAAUAUGUCCAUCAAUUUUAAACGGAAGAAAACAUUUUCCUUCCGUCGAAUGUUUCCACAUGGCAAAUCAAACUGCAAUUGCUGCAUAAAAAUGAAAAAGCAGAUAAAUGCAUGCUUACCAGGAAGGUAUCUUCAAAUCAUCGGGCAAUGGAUAACGACACAAUUCUAUCGGACAAAUUAGACAAAUGGAACAGUGACCUAGCCAGAGGACUGACUCCCAACAAUGUCAUCCUAUCACUUUACAUAUCCACAGGUCUCCUAGAAAACUCAACAGUGAUUCUUAUCUACGGCUUCAAAAUGAAAGGAAACAAAGAAGAACGAUAUUUUAUCCCGUUUCUUGCGACUGCAGACUUUUGGGCUUCCCUCGUUUGUGGCUCAUUCGGAAUUGCUCUUAAUAUGAUGCAGGCACAGUUCAACAACAAUAGUUUGUGUAAAGCCUGGUGGUUUUUCGCGUCCUACACAACAUUUUGUUCAAUCUUUUUACUCUUGAUCAUUGCCAUUCAUCGAUAUUUAAAGAUUUGCAGACCGCAAAGAAAACAAAUGACAUUGAAAUGGAAACGUUUUGCUAUGUGCCUGGUUUUGAUUAUAGCAUUUGCUCUCUCGGCUCCAAUGACCUAUUUCUAUGGUUCAGUCUCUUUUAAAAACGAAAAAGAAAACAUCGUUGGACUUAGAUGUAGUAGAUUGAAAACCACCCAUAAAUUAGCAUCGCAGAUAUUUGGAGGCAUCGCUGUACUCACUAUAAUUAUAGUUAUAUUUUCCUUCAUUUGUUUGUACUUGAGGAUAGGAUAUACCAUUAUCAAACACUUUAAAUACAGCAAGACACAGAAAACUUACAACAACACAGAGAAACCAAGACAGAACAACAAAAGGAAAGGUGUAAAUUCAUGUAGUAAUGGACGCCUGAGAAAUAUGGACACUGAUCUAAAAUCCUUGAGUAGCAACGAAGAAGUACUUGCAGCAAGCAGAACUGGAGAUGCAAAACAAAGCGUGUUCAUGACAUGUGCAAAGCGAAGAAAGCAGAACAGGAGAGUUGUGCACAAAAUUACUCUUGUUUUUAUGCUAAUAACUGUUAUCUUUCUAAUUUGUUAUAUUCCGAAAGUAAUAAUCAUGUUGUUAGAAGCGAGAAAUGCUAGAUUCUGGGAGGAGUUUUCGGAUUCAGGUAGAGCUGGUGUUCUUUUCCUGUACAGAUUUUUCAUAAUCAACAACAUCAUAAAUCCAGUUAUUUAUGCGUUCAUGGACAAAAAGUUCUCAAGAAAAGUAAAAUUGUUAUGCAAAAUAUGUUCGUAAUAACCCUAACCCUAAACUACCCUUAGAAGUGCAAGUGCCACUGAUGUUUAAAUAUGCAAUGAAUUACGUCAUUGUUUUUACUUAAUCAAAAUGUUUAUGACAAAUAUGUUUCACGUUUGUUAAUUUUGACAAUUAUCUUGGUUAGUUUAUUCUGAACUUAAUACAUGUAUUAUGUUGAGUUUUUUUUCUAUUUUUUAAUAAGAAAUUUAUUCCAGAGGUAAAUCUUAAUAAUCUUAAAAUUAAUUGAUAGUUUGAAAACUGAGUUCUUGUAUCUGGUUGAGGUAUCUCUCUUUAUUUUAAAGUAUAUCGAAGAGCACAAAAUUGUUCAAAACCGACACUUCGACACAUUUGAAUUUUGGGGAUGGGUGGGGGGGGGGGCACAAUCCAUCUUUUAAAGUAAUUUUUGUUUUCUUUUGUUUUCUGUGAACGCGUAAAAUAUGAAACAUUUUAAAGUAAUAUUGAUAGAUCGUUCAAACCUUAUGUUUUUGAGAUUUAAAUUAGAUUCUCCUUUGACGCAAAAAAUGAAAAGAACAACACUUUGCAGCUUCAAAUGAGUUAUCUAAAGCGACAUAACUAAUGACAAUCACUGUUUUGAGGAAGGGCGUAUACUUUGCUCUGUAUAAAGAUACUGUCUUCCUUAAAGUCUACUUCUAAGAUUGCAAUUUUAAAUGUAAUAUCAAACAGUUUUUAAAUGGCUUUUAUUGUUUUUUGUUGAAAAGAUAGAAUCAAUGCUGCAAGGAAAGUUAAUAGGAAUAUAUGACUUUUUAUGUCAUAUUUUACACCUCUAAAUUAAUAUAUGUAUUUUUUACAUACGUUCGAAUACAUUGUGCAUUUGCUGAUUACGAUAUAAAAACUACACUUAAACGUUAUUAGAUAGAGAAAUUUAUAUUUUAAGAGAUUAAAUCAUUCACGAAUCAAAUCCAUUUUAUAAUACGGAUCACUUAUGAAUGACUUAACCAAGUGCUUCUAUCAAAUCUGAAAAGCAAUUAUCAUCUGAUACUCUAUUUAAAAUUUGAAACUUAUCAUAUCAAGUAGAUUCUUGACUUCGAAAUGACAAUGCCUUUUUGUUUAAUAUUGAACAGCUGAUUCCCCCACCUCCCUCCUAGCGAGGGUCAAUAUAUUCAGGUAUCCAAUCUGUCUGAGAGCAACACAUACUUAAUGUUUUAGCGUUUAAAAGGGUACACUUAAAAAAUCGAAAUUGUUUAUGUAAACAAUUGCAUAUCAAGUUUGGUUUAUAUUUGUUUAGUACUCCCAUCGCAGUUGUUUUAGAUGCUGAUUUCAAAGUUAUACAAUAAAUGUUUAACAAAAUAGGUGCGUUGAAGAAAGAGAAAAAAUGCUGAUUUUGCUUUAUCCAAAAAUUCCACUUAAUAUAAAGUAUACGAUACUUGUGAUUUCCAUUCACUUAUUAUUCAACACAUGCCAUUGUUUUUAAUGUCCGUCGAUCUUACAUCAGAUAUAGAUAAACACAAUUUUUAAAAAAAUAUUUUCAUUAAAUUUACCUACUUUUCAGCAUACAACUUGUUUACAUAAACCAAAGAAAAAUUCGAUAAACAUGUAAGUACAAGAAAGAUCCUACAUGCACUUUAUAAAUAAUGUGGAUAAAACGUAAACAAAGAUUCUAAUAACAACACGAGUUUUGUAAAAAUAAUGAAAUGUUUUCAUAGUUAUUAAUAAUAUUAAAAUAUAUUUAAGUUUGCUACACAAUUUUAUUUUGUUAUCUUUUUUUACGAUAAAAAUUCACCUUUAAGUUAACAUUUUAAGUAAAGCAUAUGAAAGAUUAUGUUAUAAAAAACGUUUAUCAUAACAAAUAGGAAUGUUUCCCUUUUUCAUCCCCCUGUAUAAUGAACGACCGAGCAUUGAGUUGUAUUGAUUUUGCUUUCUUCUUCAAUAUAGGGUUAACUUAUCUUUAAAGAAUAACUGGAUAUUUCAAAGCAAUCUUAUUAAAUUUCUAAGAUACAAAUGAUUCUUAAAAUUAUUAAUAUUACGCUUAAUUCUUUUUUUUAUAUUUUGAAUUGUAUUUUAGAAACAAAUAUUUAUUGUAUAUUGGUUUUCGUUUUUGAUAAAUUGUUAAGAUAACAUGAUAACUGUUUAUAUAAAAUGAUAUGUAUUUCCAUUCAAUAUUGCAAAACCUCUGUGCAUUUUCCCAUGAAAUAUUUUUGUGAAUUGGGCGUUCAUUAAAAAUUACUAAAGGAUGGUUUCUUCCUGUUUAGUUAGUGCAUCAACGAUGCAUCAGUUGCAUUAAAAUUCGUACAUACAUGAAUGCAGUAUUGAUUUAUUUGCUUA